Peronospora matthiolae is the source of this 1362-nucleotide messenger RNA. Lineage: Eukaryota; Oomycota; Peronosporomycetes; Peronosporales; Peronosporaceae. The record is from the annotation of a GenBank genome assembly.
AUGUCUCGACUGCUUCAUGAAGAAAUGAAGCGGAAGGAGCAAGGAAGUAAAGGUGAUGAAGCUUCGCAAGGUCAAGCGUUCAUCACAAGGGACAAUCAGCGCAAAGGGCGACCAGUGAAGAAGUCCUGGCCGUGCCACAAUUGCGGAAAGAUUGGUCACUGGAUGGCGGAGUGCCCCUCGCGCAUCCAAGAAAACACGGAGAGACACCGGCCACAGCGUGCUCAAGACAGCGGCGACCGCUAUCGAUCACAACGUGCAAACGUCGCUCAAGAAGAAGACUCGGGCGACUACCUCUUUUCGAUCGGUGAAACGACAUCUGCGAAAUCGAGCGACAUCUGGCUGGUCGACUCCGGGGCGACGCAGCACAUGACGUGCUCCAAGAAGUUCAUGCGGAACUACAAGGGGUUUGACGCUGUGGAUGUCCAUCUCGCGGAUGAUGGAAUCGUCCAAGCAAUCGGCAGUGGGGACAUUGUCAUGUCGAUGAAGACACCCCAAGGGAUGAAGAAAGGUGUGCUCACAAACGUGUGGCACAUCCCAAAGUUAUCCAGAAACCUGUUCUCGGUCGGCCGCUUCACCAAGGAUGUCGGCCCAGUGACGUUCACGAAGGAUGGGUGCUAUGGAGAAGCGAAAGGGACCAAGUGGAAAAUUGGUGCCCGUGAAGGUAAAGGACUGUUCAAGCUGCAAAUGACUCCAGUGGCGCCGGAACAAGCAAAUGCAGCCAAGUCGUCGGGAUGUCAAGGGGGCACCAAGUCGUACCUCUGGCACCUUCGGCUUGGCCACAUAGGUCACGAUGGACUCAAUUGCAUCGUGACGAAGGACAUUGGAAUUGGCAUCGACAUAUCUUCGGUGAAGAAGUGGGACGUGUGUGAAGGUUGUGCUCUGGGAAAACAGACUCGAGUGCGCUUCCAAUCAAACACUACAGCUCGCACCUCCAAACUCCUCGAAGUGAUUCACAGCGACGUAUGCGGACCGAUGUCGAUGGCAACUUUCAGUGGAAAACGGUACUUCGUGACAUUCAUCGAUGACAAGUCAAGGUACUGUGUCGUCUAUCUGCUCAAGAGCAAAUCUGAAGUUGCGGCGAAGUUCAUGGAAUACGCUGCGAUGGCCGAAACGCAAACCGGAAAGCGCGUGAAGUACCUUCAAAGCGACAAUGGGGGUGAAUACAAGUCCGACAAGCUGGCACGAUUCUGCGCGGAACGGGGAAUACAACAAAGGUUCACACCCCCAUAUACUCCUCAGCUAAACGGAGUAGCUGAGAGAAUGAAUCGCACUCUGGUCGAGUGUGCGCGUUGCAUGAUGGAACACGCUGGACUGGGAAAGAGCUACUGGGGUGAAGCAGUGAUGACGGCGAUGUUUCUUUGA